GAGAAGGAGGAAGGUGGCGGUGGCGGCGGCGAUGAUGGCCGAGGAAGACGCGCUGAAGAAGCAGGCGGACUUGGUGCGCCGCCUGAAGCAGGAGAAGGCCAGCUCGGAGGAGAUUGCAGAGCAGGUGGCAAAGCUGUUGGAAAUGAAGGCAGUGUUGUCCCCUGAGGAAGGGAAGCAUAAAUUUGUCCUCAAGACGCCAAAGGGCACUAGGGACUAUAGUCCCAAGCAGAUGGCCAUCCGAGAGAAAGUCUUUACCACCAUUAUCAAUUGCUUCAAGCGCCACGGAGCUGAGACAAUAGAUACACCAGUGUUUGAACUAAAGGAAACAUUGACAGGGAAAUAUGGAGAAGAUUCAAAGCUCAUUUAUGAUCUGAAAGAUCAGGGGGGAGAGCUCCUGUCUCUUCGGUAUGAUUUGACUGUGCCAUUUGCUCGCUAUUUGGCUAUGAACAAAAUCACUAAUAUUAAACGUUACCAUAUUGCUAAAGUCUACAGGCGGGACAAUCCAGCAAUGACAAGGGGGCGUUACAGAGAAUUCUAUCAGUGUGAUUUUGACAUUGCUGGCCAGUAUGAUGCCAUGAUUCCUGAUGCAGAAUGUCUGAAGAUUGUGCAUGAGAUUCUGAGUGCCCUACAAAUAGGAGAUUUUUGUAUCAAGGUCAAUGACAGACGUAUCCUUGAUGGGAUGUUUGCAGUUUGUGGUGUUCCAGAUAGCAAAUUCCGGACCAUUUGCUCUACUGUGGACAAGCUAGACAAAAUGAGUUGGGAGGAUGUGAAAAGUGAGAUGGUUGGAGAGAAAGGACUCGCGCCAGAGAUUGCAGAUAGUAUUGGUGAAUAUGUAAAGCUCCAUGGUGGGCUGAGUCUGAUUGAACAGUUGCUCCAGGAUCCUAAGCUAUCACAGAACAAGCUGGCUAAGGAAGGCCUGGGAGAAAUGAAGCAGCUGUUUGAGUACUUGGCCCUUUUUGGCAUUUCAGAUCAGACGUCUUUUGACUUGAGCCUGGCUCGUGGUCUGGAUUACUACACUGGGGUAAUCUAUGAAGCUGUCCUCCUCCAGCAGCAAAAGAAUGACCAUAUGGAGGAGUCUGUUGGUGUGGGCAGUGUAGCUGGAGGAGGCCGCUACGAUGGACUGGUAGGAAUGUUUGACCCCAAGGGGCGGAAGGUGCCUUGUGUGGGAGUCAGCAUUGGCAUUGAGCGGAUUUUCUCCAUCAUGGAACAAAAACUAGAGGCUUCUGAGGAGAAGAUCCGGACAACAGAGACCCAGGUGCUUGUGGCAUCUGCCCAGAAGAAACUCCUUGAAGAGAGGCUGAAGCUUGUGUCUGAGCUGUGGGAUUCAGGGAUCAAGGCAGAAAUGCUGUAUAAGAAAAAUCCCAAGUUACUGAGCCAGUUCCAGUACUGUGAAGAAACAGGAAUCCCUCUUGUUGCCAUUAUAGGAGAGCAAGAGUUGAAGGAUGGAGUAGUCAAACUGCGUGAUGUUGCUACAAGAGGCGAGGUGGAUAUUUGCAGAGGAAAACUUGUUGAGGAAAUCAAGAGAAGAACGUGUCUUCCCUAGAGAUCUUCUUUCCAAAGAUUUUGUCAUGUCCUUUAUAGGAACGACAAACUGCUCUUUCUUAUAAAACACCCUCCAGUUGCGGUGGGGGGAUGUUCCUCUAAAUUGUAUUUAUUUCACUGUGAUCCUUCUUCUUGUUAAGAUUGAGCAGUGAUGCAAUAUAAUUUUUUUAAAAAAUCAGAUCACUCCUGGAAAGGAAUUUAAAAGAACCUUUCUGGGAGGAUUCUAGAGGAUGUCAUUUGGUAUGUGAGCAUUUUGGAGCUCAUGCAACACUUAUUCACAGUGGCAGUGUCAAAGCUGAUGUCUCCAGAAUUUUGGUCCACACACACUUUAUUCUAACUUAAUGUUAUUUAAAAAUUUGGCCAUUCUAAUAAAGCUUAUCUCUACCCCAUG
This is a messenger RNA of Pogona vitticeps (central bearded dragon), 1933 nucleotides long. Lineage: Eukaryota; Metazoa; Chordata; Lepidosauria; Squamata; Agamidae. The record is from RefSeq and is a predicted model, not a curated record.